AUGAGGUGAGCCGCCCUGCCCAGCCCUAUUGAUCCUUCUGUCUCUUGCAUUCCUCAUCUCCUCGCUUCAACAAGUCCCUUCGACCUUCCACCUGUGGGAAAAAACACAAGGAAAUCAGUGAAAGGUGAAGGAAGACUGCGUUUUUUUUACUGCGACGACGAAACCCUGCCUCAGCGCAGUCAGACUUCCCAUCGAUUCGUUUUACUUGUAUCUUAAACACUCGCGAUCCUAGGCGGCCUGGGUGAAACAGUGAUCUUUUCCUCCGCUCUUACGUCCUUCGAAUUCAGUACACAAACACCACCAUCAUUUUCUUCAGCUUCCAUUCUUUCCUCUCGUUCCCUUAUACCUCCAUGUCAGUCUCCAAAUUGCCUCUACCCGAUCGGGAUCGUCUCGUUCCUUCCCCCCUUGGCUCGCCGGCGCGCCCGUUGCUCAAUCCCACCGUGUCAAACGCCCCUCACAUGAGAACCCACGCCGGUUGUGUACUUUGCGGUCUCGUAGCUAGCGCAGCGGGAACCAAUACGUUCAAUUCGAUGGGAUCAGAAGGUGAUCCAACGCCUCCCCCUUCGGCCGCCACCACCAGCUUCCUAUACUCUCAAAGUAGGUAUAAUGAACCAUUUGGAGCAUCGUCUUCCGCAACGGGGUCGAGCUCAAAUAGGAGGAUUGUCAAUGGAAGAGAGAUAGUAUAUCAGGAUGAAGACAUAACAGUAUAUUCAGCUGAAGGGAAGGAAAGAUUAUGCAGCGGAGGCAGACACUUGAUCAUAGUGGUCAACCGACAUUUGGAGAGUGUCUAUGAUUUU
Messenger RNA from Tremella mesenterica DSM 1558, 797 nucleotides. RefSeq lists its product as uncharacterized. The transcript has a single exon. NCBI's taxonomy places the organism in Eukaryota, Fungi, Basidiomycota, Tremellomycetes, Tremellales, Tremellaceae. The record is from RefSeq and is a predicted model, not a curated record. The annotation marks the transcript as partial.